AGUUUACUUGCUCUUCUACAGUAAAUGAUCAAAAUCAUGGACUCGAGAUGUUAUGGCUUCUUCUUUGCUCUGUUCUCUUUAACUGUGGUUGCUCUUGCUUACGAUCCUGACACUCUUCAAGAUCUCUGCGUUGCAGAUCGCACUUCAGGGAUCAAAGUGAAUGGUUUCACAUGUAAGCCGGAAUUAAACAUCACUGCCUCAGAUUUCUUCUUCGCCGGAAUCGGAAAACCCGCCGUCGUUAACAACACAGUCGGGUCAGCCGUCACGGGAGCAAACGUAGAGAAGAUCGCAGGGCUUAACACGCUCGGAGUCUCACUCGCGCGUAUCGACUACGCUCCCGGAGGUUUAAACCCGCCGCACACGCAUCCACGCGCCACUGAAGUGAUCUUCGUUUUGGAAGGCGAGCUUGACGUCGGAUUCAUAACGACGGCGAACAAGUUAUUCGCUAAGACUGUGAAGAAAGGAGAAGUUUUCGUCUUCCCGAGAGGAUUGAUUCAUUACCAGAAGAACAACGACAAAGCGAAACUUGCGUCGGUGAUCUCUGCGUUCAACAGUCAGUUACCGGGUACACAAUCGAUGGCCGCCACGCUAUUCACGGCCACUCCGGCGAUUCCGGAUCACGUUUUAACGACGGCGUUUCAGAUCGGAACGAAAGAAAUCGAAAAGAUCAAAUCCAAGUUGGCUCCCAAGAAAGUCUAAAAAUUGCGUUUGUUAUAUAUAU
Molecule: messenger RNA, 721 nt
Organism: Arabidopsis arenosa
Lineage: Eukaryota; Viridiplantae; Streptophyta; Magnoliopsida; Brassicales; Brassicaceae
Source: the annotation of a GenBank genome assembly